Sphaeroforma arctica JP610 is the source of this 978-nucleotide messenger RNA. RefSeq lists its product as hypothetical. The transcript has a single exon. The coding region runs from base 34 to 978 and encodes 314 amino acids. Lineage: Eukaryota; Ichthyosporea; Ichthyophonida. Gene Ontology annotation, molecular function: zinc ion binding; oxidoreductase activity. The record is from RefSeq and is a predicted model, not a curated record.
GUUUUCUUCGAAGAGUUUGGAGACCUCUCCAAGAUGAGUGUGGUUGACCGACCUCGCCCCACCGCAGGAGCCAAGGACCUCAUUGUCGAGAUGAAAGGGGCUGGUAUCAACCCAGUCGACUGGAAGAUCCGCGCUGGUUAUCUAAAGGAUGCAUGGCCCAUGGAAUUGCCCAUCAUCACUGGCUGGGAUGUAUCAGGAACAGUUGUGGAGGUCGGAUCCGAAGUCACCAACUUCAAGGUUGGUGACGAGGUGUACUCGUACAACCGUCCGGCUUUCGAUAAUCCCGAAUACGCAGCAACUGAGGACCUCAUCGGUCGGGAUGGAUGUUGUGCUGAGUAUGUCAAAGUGGCUGAGUGGAAGGCUGCGCACAAGCCGAAGUCAAUCAACCACUUUGAAGCUGGUGGCAUCCCUCUGGCGGGACUUACAGCUUACCAAGGCGUUUUCGAUCAAGGACUUAUGAAGGAAGGUCAGAGCUUGUUGAUACUGGGCGCUUCUGGUGGUGUGGGUUCGUUUGCAGUGCAGUUUGCGAAGGAUGCUGGUAUCAAAGUAACGGGCUCGUGCAGUCACCGCAAUGUGGAUAUGGUCAAGGAACUCGGUGCUGAGGUAGUUGACUAUACUAAAGGGGACGUGGAUGCACAAGUCAAGGAAAGUCACCCCGAUGGGUUCGAUGUGGUGUAUGACUGUGUGGGUGGAGACCAAACAGCCGCAGGUAUCAGAGCCUUGAAGAAGGGCGGUAUCAUCGUAUCUAUUGCGAAUACGGAUGUACCUGAGUUGGCAAAAGAGGCGGGGGAUGAUAAGGUUGGUAAAUCGUUCCUUGUCGCUGUCUCGGGCGAGCAACUGACGAAGAUUGCCUCUAUGGUUGAUUCGAAGAAGGUCAGGGUUGCGCACGUGACAACAUUCCCACUCGACGAAUCUAUCAAGGCCUUUGAAGCGCUCGAGACAAAUAGAGCACGUGGUAAGAUUGUCAUCACAAACUAA